GUGUGUGUGUGUGUGUGUGUGUGUGUGUGAUCAGCUGAUGAGCCCUCUGAAUCGGGAGCAGGCGUCCUCGGCUCGCGAUGCUUUGUCCAAGGCGGUGUACGGACGCACCUUCACCUGGCUGGUGAACAAGAUCAACGCUUCACUGACAUACACGGACGACUCCUCGAAGCAUUACUCCGUCAUCGGCCUCCUCGACAUCUACGGCUUCGAGGUCUUCCAGCACAACAGCUUCGAGCAGUUUUGCAUCAACUACUGCAACGAGAAGCUGCAGCAGCUCUUCAUCGAACUCACCCUGAAGUCUGAGCAGGAGGAGUACGAAGCCGAGGGCAUCACGGUCAGUCAAAUGCAGGAAUAA
Molecule: messenger RNA, 355 nt
Organism: Notothenia coriiceps (black rockcod)
Lineage: Eukaryota; Metazoa; Chordata; Actinopteri; Perciformes; Nototheniidae
Product: unconventional myosin-Ic-like
Exons: 3
Coding region: 38-355 (105 amino acids)
Biological process (GO): actin filament-based movement; actin filament organization; endocytosis
Cellular component (GO): microvillus; cytoplasm; actin cytoskeleton
Molecular function (GO): ATP binding; microfilament motor activity; actin filament binding
Source: RefSeq, a predicted model, not a curated record